AACCAACUCCUCUGAAACUCUCGGCAGCACCUUAGCAUCGCAAUUCUUUCACUAGCAACUGUCCUUAUCCAGUACUCGGUGAAAUCGUAAUAUACUACCAAUAUGAAUCCUGUAUUGAAUGGUCCUGCACCUGCCGAGGACCAAGCCAAGUUAUUGGAGGAGGCGCUCAAUGUCGUGAAAGUGCAAGCUCACCACAUGAAGAAAUGCUUGGAUAAUAACAAGCUGAUGGAUGGCUUGAAACACUGUUCAACUAUGCUUGCUGAGUUGCGCACCUCAGCUUUGACACCGAAAAACUACUAUGAGCUUUAUAUGGCUAUCUUUGAUGCUCUUCGCCAUUUGACAAUUUAUCUUAUUGAGGCUCACACUGCUGGACGCCAUCAUCUUGCUGACCUCUAUGAGCUUGUUCAAUAUGCUGGGAACAUUGUACCUCGAUUAUACCUCAUGAUCACUGUUGGUGCUGCUUAUAUGAGUAUCAAGGAAGCACCUGUUCGUGAAAUUAUGCGAGAUAUGAUGGAAAUGUCUCGAGGUGUGCAGCAUCCUACAAGGGGUCUCUUCUUGAGACACUAUCUUAGCGGUAUGACGCGUGAUUAUCUUCCUGUUGGCGAUGGUGAAGGUCCCGAGGGUAAUUUGAGCGAAUCUAUUAAGUUCAUACUCAUCAACUUUACCGAGAUGAACAAGCUUUGGGUUCGCUUGCAGCAUCAAGGUCAUUCUCGCGACCGCGAAAAGCGUGAAGCCGAGAGAAGAGAACUAAAGAUUUUGGUUGGAACAAACUUGGUUAGACUCAGCCAACUGGAAGGAGUAGAUCUGGAAAUUUACAAAACCACCAUCAUGCCCGGAGUUCUCGACCAGGUAGUUAGCUGCCGUGAUGUUAUCGCUCAAGAGUACUUGAUGGAAGUUAUUAUUCAGGUCUUCCCAGACGAAUAUCACUUGAGAAGUCUGGAGCCUUUCCUGACCGCGACCGCUCAAUUGCACCCCAAGCUCAAUGUGAAAUCUAUCAUUAUCGCAUUAAUUGAUCGCUUGGCUGCAUUUGCUGCUCGUGAGGCAGAAUCUGAAACAGAAGAUCAAACAAAAGCCAAAUUGCUCGCUAUCACAGCUGAAGAGAAAGAAAAGAGAAAGAACCAAACUCAAGCUAAAGCUAACAGUGACGAAGGAGAAGAAGAAGCUGAACCCGCCACUGAAGAGGAGAAAGAAGACGACGGAGAGCAAGAAGAUGAAGCUCCGGCAGAAAAUGGACACGAAAAGACAGCUGAUGCCGAUGUUGAAGAAAAUGAAGAUGGCUCAGUGAAGAAGUAUCGUGGUAUCCCUCAAGAUGUGGAACUUUUUGUUGUCUUUUGGACUCAAAUUGUUGAGCUGGUUAAGCAACGCCCCGAUCUCACCGUCCAAGAUCUCACCGCUUUGCUUGUGUCUUUAACUAAUCUCUCGCUCUCAUGUUACCCAGAGAAGAUUAAUUAUGUCAACCAAGUCCUCACAUAUGCCAAGGACAAGGUCAUAGAAUUCUCUGACACUCCUGAUCUUCACUCCAAGAUAACCGAAUCAAAUUUGUUGGCCCUCCUAUUGGCACCCAUUACAAACUACCCAACAGUUUUGACUUUGUUGCUACUCGAUAGCUACCAACCACUUCUUGCACUUCAGACAUAUAGUACUCGUAAGUCUGUUGCUCAAGCCAUUAUAUCCAGCGUUCUCCGAAAUGAGACCAUCAUUAGUGAGCCGGAGGAGGUCAAUGGUGUAUUGGAAAUGUGCGAUGUUUUGAUUCGUGACCAGAAGGACGCCCCUGUUAUCACAACAGCUCAGUCUCCAGCUGCUUACGGAAACGCUCGUAACAGAAAGGCCGAGUUCGCUAGUCCAGAGCAAGAGGAACUUGCUGAGGAGCAAGGCUGGCUAGCAAGAAUUAUUCAUUUGUUACGUUCCGACGACGAAGACAAGCAGUUCUUGCUACUGUCUGCUGCCAGAAAGCAAUUGUCUGAAGGCGGAGAGCGUGUCAGAUAUACCUUCCCUCCUUUGACUGUCUCCGCUAUAAAACUUGCUCGACGAUACAAGCUUCAGGAAAAUCAGGAUGAAAAUUGGGAAAAGAAGAUCGCAGCAUUAUUCCGCUUCAUUCAUCAAGUUAUUGCAUUAUUGGAAAGCAAGACUGAAUCUUCCGAUACUUGCCUUCGAAUGUAUCUCUUGGCCGGACAAAGUGCCGACGAAUGUGGAUUUGAGGAUGUUGCUUAUGAAUUUUUCGUUCAAGCUUUCACGAUAUACGAGGAUUCUAUUUGCGAUUCUAGAGCACAGUAUCAAGCAAUUACCCUUAUUGUUGGUACACUACAGACAACUCGCGUAUUCUCGUAUGACAACUAUGAUACUCUGAUUACCAAAGCUGCAUUGCACGGAUCGAAAUUGUUGAAGAAGGCCGAUCAAUGUCGUGCUGUUUACAUGUCGUCACAUUUGUGGUGGGCAACCGAACGAUUCAACGAGACUGAAGGUGAAGAAAAAGAACUCUUCCGCGAUGGUCAACGUGUUCUGGAAUGUCUCCAAAAAGCCCUCAAGAUUGCUGAUAGUACACUGGACGCUGUCACCAACGUUGAACUCUUUGUUGAAAUCCUUAACCGAUAUAUCUACUACUUCGAACAACGCAAUGAAGCUGUCACUGUCAAGUACCUCAACGGCUUGAUUGACCUCAUCAAUACCAACCUGGCCAAUAUGGACAAUCCCGAUCAACACCCCAGGUCUUCCAGUUCUUCAUCCCUGUUCGAGAUUGAAGGUCCUGUUUCCGAAUAUGUCAGCCGACACUUCAAGUCUACCUUGUUGCAUCUUCAAAACCGCGCAGAAGUCGCUCGUGCCAAGGUUGCGCAUGAUAGCAACUAUGAAGGUGCUCGAUACGACGAGGUUGAUCUCGGUGGUAUAUAAUUUUAAGGUAGUCAAUAAAUUCAACGUUCAACUUGGUUCUUAUACAAUCAGAUGUUUUGGCCCCGCCUCCAACCAACAUUUUCUUUU
Molecule: messenger RNA, 2973 nt
Organism: Umbelopsis ramanniana AG
Lineage: Eukaryota; Fungi; Mucoromycota; Umbelopsidomycetes; Umbelopsidales; Umbelopsidaceae
Exons: 9
Coding region: 103-2886 (927 amino acids)
Biological process (GO): intracellular protein transport; retrograde transport, endosome to Golgi
Cellular component (GO): retromer, cargo-selective complex; retromer complex; late endosome
Source: RefSeq, a predicted model, not a curated record